Messenger RNA from Petromyzon marinus (sea lamprey), 2553 nucleotides. It is a transcript of the gene PSMA5, whose product is annotated as proteasome 20S subunit alpha 5. The record is from RefSeq and is a predicted model, not a curated record. Lineage: Eukaryota; Metazoa; Chordata; Hyperoartia; Petromyzontiformes; Petromyzontidae. Gene Ontology annotation, cellular component: proteasome core complex, alpha-subunit complex; proteasome core complex. Gene Ontology annotation, biological process: proteasome-mediated ubiquitin-dependent protein catabolic process.
GCGACCGGAACGAAUGUUCUGAUCCCGUGGUUCUCGGCCGGACGUGUUCCCACAAGGCACCGCGUCCUCGUGAGUCGACAAAAGCUGUGGUGCUAGCGUUGAAAGAAGAUGUUUCUGACACGCUCAGAGUAUGACAGAGGUGUGAAUACAUUCUCGCCUGAAGGACGAAUCUUCCAGGUGGAAUAUGCCAUCGAAGCCAUCAAGCUCGGCUCGACUGCGAUUGGCAUCCAGACCUCGGAGGGCGUUUGUCUGGCGGUGGAGAAGAGAAUCACGUCCCCCCUCAUGGAGCCCAGCAGCAUCGAGAAGAUUGUGGAGAUCGACGCUCAUAUAGGUUGUGCAAUGAGUGGGCUGAUUGCAGAUGCCAGGACACUUACAGACAGGGCAAGAGUUGAAGCUCAGAACCACUGGUUCACGUACAACGAGCGGAUGACAGUGGAGAGCGUCACGCAGGCCGUGUCCAACUUGGCACUCCAGUUCGGCGAGGAGGAUGCCGAGCCUGGUGCUAUGUCUCGCCCGUUUGGAGUAGCACUCCUCUUUGGAGGAAUCGACGAGAAGGGACCACAGCUCUUCCACAUGGACCCAUCGGGCACCUUCGUGCAGUGCGAUGCUCGUGCCAUUGGCUCGGCUUCCGAAGGCGCCCAGAGCUCUCUUCAGGAAGUCUACCACAAGUCUAUGACCCUGAAAGAAGCCAUUAAGACUUCCCUAACCAUCCUCAAGCAGGUCAUGGAGGAGAAACUCAAUGCAACCAACAUCGAGCUGGCCACGGUGCAGCCGGGUAAACUCUUCCACAUGUACACAAAGGAGGAGAUUGAGGAGGUUAUAGCAGACAUAUGAGCGCUGCAGCGUCGAUGAUGAGCAACGAAGUUAAGCCACUCUGUGUACAAAUCUCCUUUACAUUUACACCACAUUUUCAUGAGCCACAUCACCCAAGUUUGCCAUUCCGGCAGCAAGUUUCCUUAUUUUGGGUCAAAACGACAAAUGGGUUGUGAAUUUGGGCCAUACCAGAAAUUUUCCAGGCCACUUUAGCUUCAUGGGCUUGGGCUUGAUUCCCUUCGUCAUAAUUGAGGCGGAGAAAAAAUGCAUCGCCGGACAUGUUAUGAUAAAAAUGUGUGGGUGGUGGGAACAUUUAAUUUUGUCAGCAACACGGUCCUGAGGCUUUUCCUCGCAAGUAUUUAUGGGAAAGUUCUGCUCGGAUCUAUUUCUGGGAAAGACCUGCCCAUCUUCCUUGACAACUCGGGAUAUCAUGGAAACAACACUUUCAUAGGUAAAUCGAGUUUUCCUUCAAUUAGAGUUCUGGGAGAAAUCAGGGCAAUUCAGGCCAACUCGAGUUGGCUCAAGGUGGCUAUCUUACAGAAUCUGGGUACAAUUUGUCUUUGCAGUUUCCUAUUUCAUCAAAGUGAAACUAGACAUUUUCAAAAGUGGUAAUUGUACCCAACUCUUUCAUAUUUUGAGCAUUUAUGAUAAGAAUAAAAAAACAUCCCUGUUGUACUUUUUAACUUAAACAAAAAUAAAUCUGCCGCCACAUUGUUGCUCAACUGGAAAAUAAACGGAGUUUUGUUAAUGGAUGUUUGAGCUUCCGGAGAUUUGUUGGCUCAGGUUGUUGCAGCGUAACUGGACAGAGUAAUCUGAUGAACGUUUGGUUGUGGAAGAGUGUCAAAAGUAAAUGUCACCUUUUUGUUGUUGCUGCAGUUUAUUUAAAUGACCAUUGUGUAACAACAUCUACAACAGUGUAUAUUACAACAGGGAGUGUGCAACCUUUUUUUUUUAAUAUGGGCCACAUUGGGAGUCCAGCUGUCCCGUAGACCAGCAUGCCAGCCUGGUCGCAGCAAACAGCCUGCUGAGUAACCCUCCGAGCGUUCACGUGUCUCGAGCGUUCACGUGUCUCGAGCGCUCACGGGCCGGUCGAAACCACUUGGCGAGCCGAUAUGGGCCCGUGCGCAGUAGGUUGCACACCCCCGUACGUUAGAAGCUACUGCACAGACGCACCGGGGGGGGGGGGGGGUGAGAAAAUUGCUCCCAAGAGAAAAGGAAACGCUUUUCUCCCCAGGUUAACAUUGCACUCGCAAUGCUCUUCUGCGGCCGUAACUCGUGUGUUGGUAUUGUAGGGGACAAUUUCCAUUAGCUGUGGCCAAUUUGUAUGCUUCGAUUGCGUAUUUUUUUUUGUAAAAGGUAAACUUCGUAGGAAUUUACACUGUUGACUAUCAGGACAGGGGUUUGGCUUGUGUGCAAGGUGAUACGUCUCCAGUAGAUGGCGCUGCCUGCAGGUGGACUUGUAAAGCAGGUGACCCAAGGCUUGCUCUCAACAAGAUGUACUGUCAAAUGAAAGUGGAAUAAUAAAAAAAACACAUUUGAAGUAUUCUAGACCUGUGCAUCUUGGUGGUCAUUGUUAUCGUAUGCCUGUUUUCAUCCCAGCAAAAACAUUUUAAAGGAAUAGUUUGACAUUGUUUAUUUGGGUUAGUGAACAGAAAAGAGUUCACUCUUGAAAUUUGUUUAACAUUCUUGUGAGUGUAUUGGAAACUAAAUUUGGAAUAAAGUGAGUUUUUAUAUUUGUGA